Messenger RNA from Ochotona princeps (American pika), 555 nucleotides. RefSeq names its product collagen alpha-1(I) chain-like. The record is from RefSeq and is a predicted model, not a curated record. The transcript is spliced from 2 exons. NCBI's taxonomy places the organism in Eukaryota, Metazoa, Chordata, Mammalia, Lagomorpha, Ochotonidae. The coding region runs from base 85 to 540 and encodes 151 amino acids.
CCUGAGGCCAAGCAGAGGCUGGGGUGCAGCAGGGGGCAGGGCCUCCAGAGGCUGCUUCCACGUCCUUGGCCAGGCCACUAGACCAUGCCCCGGCGCAGGACGCAGUCCGCUGGCUUCCCGAGCCCAAGUUCGGCCGCGCGGGUGCUGCGGCGGGCGCGGGCCGCCGCCUGGGACAAGCGCCGAGGCCGGAGGGAGCUAGGAGCGCCCGCGUCCGUGCGUCCACAGCCACCGCGCCGGCCCUGCGCUCAUCGCCACGCACAAAGACAAAAGGGAGCGGGCAGCCAGCGAGGGGGCGAGUGGAGGCGCCGCCGGCCCGCGUCCGCCGCCCGCCGCCGCGGCCCGCCUGCCAGCGCCGGGAAGGAAGGGCCGCGAGGGCGGGCCCCGCAGGCGGGGGCCGGGGCGGGGCCGGCGGCGGGCGGGCAAGUUUCCUGCGGACCCGCCCCCGCCGGCCCCGCCCCCGGGGGCCCCGGGGCGCCCCCCGCACCCCGCCCCGCCGGGAGUUCGGGGCGGGCCGGGCCGGGGCCGAUCCCGCCCCCCUAGCCCUGGGCCUCGGGC